CCCGGGUCUUUGUGUCCCCCUCCUGGGAUCAUUUUGGGCGCUCCCGCAGACCCUCCCCACCCUCCCCCCGCACAGCGGUGGGGGUCGAGCUCCCCGUUUGCCACUAUUCAUCACUUUUCCUUCUCCUUCCUGAACUAAAGCGAAUGGCAAGCGCAACAGUAACUCCAAAGCGUCAUAAAACAUUUAACGUUCAAACUUGUUGUCGCACGGACUAAAAGACGUGUUGAUUCCCAUACAAAACCUCUUCUCAUCAGCAGCUGUGACCACUUUAGAAUGAGCCAGUUCAUCGCACGCUGAGCCACAUUGUUGGUCAAGAAACCAGCUUCUGGCACAGGGAUAUUUGUAGUAACUUUUGCUUUCUCUAAGAGGCUGCAGAUAAUAAGAUGUGAACAUUAAUGCCUAGUGAAUGCAUUUAACUUUACGUUUAGCUGUAGCUUUAUUUGGCAUAACUGUGGAUAAGGGCAGCAGCAAACAAAUAUAGAAGCUUAAAGAACAUUUAAAAAAUAAGUACCAAGGCCUCAUAUUUGUUCUGAAACAGUUUUAUUUUCAGGGAAUACUCUUUAAUUUAAUUGUCUUGAUUUUUUUUUACUUAGUUCAUUAUGAAAACCAUGCCCUCUGUGACCCUUAUUAAUAACAAAAAACCCACCCGUAACUGCCAGGUGGAUGUGACAAAUCUGUUGCUUACAGAGCUCAAGUUCAGCACAUACUCGGAGCCUGACGGGACCUUCUGAGCACGAGACCCUUGGGAUGUUUCGCCCGGGGCGGAGGUAGAAGAGCCACAACCGAUCCAAACGCUGCCGAAAUCCCCGUCGCCCACUGGGCGUCCGCGGCUCCUCGGGGCAGGAUGGACACGCUGAGGAACCGGACGGUGGAGGAGCUGCGGGAGCUGCAGGAAAACGCCGAGGAGAUUGAGCGCCUGGCCCUGGAGUCGCAGGAGGUCCAGGAGCUGCAGCUGGAGCGUGAGAUGGCCCUGGCUUCCAACCGCAGCUUGGCCGAGCAGAACCUCAAGUUCCAGGCGCCGCUGGAGACGGGUCGGACCGACCUCUCCAGUAAAUACGAGGAGCUGCAGCAGCUGGCCGAGCGCUGCAAGGAGCAGAAAGCCAAACUGGAGAAAUUUGCUGCGGCGAUGCAUCCUCAGACCUUGCUGGAUCUCCUGCAGGUGGAAAGCCAGAAAAUUGAAGAGGAGUCUGAGAAAAUGGCUGAGAAGUUCCUGGAGGGCGAAGUGCCCCUGGAGACAUUUCUCGAGCAGUUUUCUGUUAUGAGGAAACUGUCCCAUUUGCGCCGAGUGAGGGUGGAAAAGCUGCAGGAGAUCCUGAGGAAGCUGGAAACGUCGCGGGAAGCCGGGGGGGACCCUCAGCCGCCUCCUCACGUACCCGCCGACCCCCCCAAACCCCAACCCUUCCCUCCGGGGGCUCCAUCCUUCCCCCUGCCCUACAGCCCGGCCCCAAACGCACCUCUCGGCCCCACGGCGCACGGAGCUCUCCCUCCCGCUCCUUUCUCCGCCCCCCCGCUCCCCGGGGGACACGCUGCCCCCCCACAGCCCCCCUUUCCCUACCAACCUCCCGACGCCAUGCCGGGGUAUCCCCAACCCCCCUCAGGGGGUUCCGCUCCAACUCCAGGUUAUUCCUGGUCUCCAUCCCGGGCCCCACCUCACCCCCCCCCAUUUGCUGCGUCUCAGCCCUCUCCUCCCCCCCCCAGGCCCGGAUUUCCCCCCUACAUCCCCCCCGCGGCCGGGAGACCCGCGUGCCCCUACCCCACCCAGCCCCCUCUCCCUACUUUCCCUCUCCCCCCGCAGCCCCCCUACCCUCCGGGAGCACCCCCACCCUUUGGGUACCCCCCACCCCCAAAUCCUCAGCGUCCUGCUUGGCCUGGCUACUAAAUCCGGACUCCUGGGGGGCGUUUUUUCUUCUUCCCCCCUCAUUUUUUGUGGACUGAGGAAGAAGAGCGAGCCCAGAGCGUCGUUUCUCAACCCAGAAGCGCGGAGGCUUGGGGCAGGACGCCGCCGCCCUGGCGAGCUGGGACUCUUUAGGUUCGAUUUAAAUUGGUUGCUGAUGGGUUUGAAACGUUGGCUUCCAAAUCGUCUCAUCGUAAGUCACAACGGUCGCUAAUUGCGGCCCCCUCGUUUGCGCGGGCGAGCGACGGCGUUCGCCAUGCGAGCCACAAACGUUGUUAGCGCCGUUCUGAGCCUUCUCGCAGCCGUUCAGAAGACACGACGAGAAUCUCUGGGCGAUAUUUCUGACGCAAAAUCAGAACUCGCUGCUUCCCGAGGACUUUCCUGGAAGCCGGAGGCAGAGCCGGCCCAGCGUGUGGGUGAUUCAAACCCUUCAGCUGAGCACAGCCCCGAGAUUUCUGCAUUUUCACGCCGUCUGAGCUGUUCCUGGCUGUCUGCAAGCGCCGCCUGCGCCGUGGGCCCCAGCGUGCUCCAAAACAGAGGGUUUUUUCCCCAAAUCUUCAGGAUUCAGCUGCUCACCGGGGAUACAAAAACCCUGCUGCUGCUGCUGCUUUCCAGCCCCGAGCUCACCGAGGCUCUGGUGACUCCCCAGAGUUCCACAUGUGGAUAUUUCGGGUUUAUUUGAAGUAAACUGGGCUGGCACGACGUCUCGGGCUGCUGCUGCUCUGGGGGCACGUCUGGUGAUUUAUUUUUUGGGGUGCUGGGGGCUCCGGCCUUCCCCCUUCUCAGGAAACACUACAUAACGGAAGGAGCGACAAAUUAACGUUAAUAGAGACGGGGUUUGCUUUGCUCAGCACUUUAUCCUACAAAUCCUGCCUGUAUCUCCGUAAGUUAUUUAUAAGGAAAGAUUUACUAAUGGACUAGGACAAGGCAAAUGCUUCUGGGGUUUGAUGGGAACGAUUCCGUAGCGGCGGUUAAUUACAGUAAUAAAACUUGAUGAAUUGCA
Molecule: messenger RNA, 2897 nt
Organism: Columba livia (rock pigeon)
Lineage: Eukaryota; Metazoa; Chordata; Aves; Columbiformes; Columbidae
Gene: VPS37C
Product: VPS37C subunit of ESCRT-I
Exons: 6
Coding region: 845-1879 (344 amino acids)
Biological process (GO): protein targeting to vacuole; ubiquitin-dependent protein catabolic process via the multivesicular body sorting pathway; protein targeting to membrane
Cellular component (GO): ESCRT I complex
Source: RefSeq, a predicted model, not a curated record